UUUAAUAUGGCUUUAGCCAACUUGGCCCUAACUCAUCACCAAGAACAAAGAAGAUGCCUCUAGUAUAACCAUGAAUAAUACUAUUACUAUUAUUGGUAUUUCUAUACAACUAAUACUAUACUAAACUUGUGCUAUUGCUCUGCCUUUUUCCACACGGGUUCUACGUGGUUUUUAAUUUUAUUUCAUUACGACAUUUUUUUUAUCCUCUUUUAUCAUUUUUUUAGGUGAUGUAGAAAAAGAAAAAAAAUCACACUGACACACACUAAAUAUAAAAAGUACUGUUAAUAAUUCCAAGAAAAUAAUCUUUUUUUUAAAAAAAAAAAAACUAAAUAAAUAAAUAACUCAAAAUAUGCCCUCUUGUCCCUCUCAUCACACUCACCAUCUUCUUUAUUAUUUAUCACCCUUCUCUCUAUCUUUUUUCUGAUAUCAUCCAUAAUCAUUUCUCUUCGCUUCUCUUCUCUACUUUCUAUCCAUCUAUUAUCAAUGGCGGAAUUUGAAACUCUUACUUUCUCGCUUCUCUUUUGGCUAUUAUUAGUGACCAUAAUAAUAAUAUUCAAAUUAAUAGUGAGGCCAAAACUAUGGUGUAAUUGCAAAAUAUGCCAGAGUUAUUUGACGUCGAAUUGGUCAAACCAAUUCGUUAAUCUUUGCGAUUGGUACUCCCACCUCCUCACAAAAUCUCCAACCAAAACCAUCCACAUACACGUAUUGGGCAAUAUCAUUACGGCUAACCCUGACAACGUCGAGUACAUGCUCAAGACUCGCUUUGAAAAUUUCCCAAAAGGCAAGCCUUUCUCUGCAAUAUUGGGAGACUUUUUAGGUCAAGGUAUAUUCAACGUCGACGGCGAGCUUUGGAGGUUCCAAAGAAAGAUGUCCAGUCUCGAACUGGAUAGGUAUUCCAUAAAGUCUUUUGCUUUCGAGAUUAUCAAUAGCGAGAUUCAAACGCGGCUCCUCCCACGCCUCACGUCGUUUGUACCCAACGGCGCCGUUUUGGAGUUACAGGACUUGUUUCGCCGGUUCUCUUUCGACACCAUAUGUCGAUUCUCGUUCGGGCUCGACCCGGCUCGUCUCGAGGCGAUUUCGUCGGUGCCCAUGUCAGAGUUUGCCUUCUCCUUCGACUUGGCUUCCAGACUCUCUGCCGAGCGAGCCAUGACGGCAUCGCCGCUGGUCUGGAAAGUUAAGAGACUGUUCAAUUUGGGGUCUGAGAAGAAGCUGAAAGAGGCUAUUGCGGUGAUCGAUUGUCUAGCUCAAGAAGUGAUUAAGCAGAAGAGGACAGUUGGGUUUUCGAGUCACAAAGAUCUCUUGUCACGUUUCAUGCGUACGGUCAACGAUGAUGAAAAGUUUUUGAGAGACAUCAUAGUGAGCUUUCUCUUAGCAGGGAGAGACACUGUUGCAUCAGCUUUGACGAGCUUCUUCUGGCUCAUGGCCAAAAACCCGGCUGCCCAACAGGCCAUCCGGGCCGAAGCGGAUCGUGUUAUCGGGUCAGAUCAAACCGUUAAGAGGUUUGAGCAAAUGGAGGAGCUUCAUUACUUGCAGGCGGCGAUAUACGAGUGCAUGAGGCUUUAUCCUCCGAUACAGUUUGAUUCGAAGUUUUGUGUAAAAGACGACGUUUUGCCUGAUGGGACUUUCGUCAAGAGAGGGACUAGGGUUACAUACCACCCUUAUGCCAUGGGCAGGACAGAGGAGAUUUGGGGACCUGAUUGCCUGGAGUUCAAGCCCGAGAGGUGGUUAAACGACGGCGUUUUCUUCUCUCAGAAUCAGUAUAAGUACCCCGUAUUUCAAGCCGGGCUUAGGGUGUGUUUGGGGAAAGAUAUGGCCAUGGUGGAGCUCAAAAGCGUGGCACUCUCUCUGCUCCUCCGCUUCGAAAUCGAGCUAGCGGCUCUGCCACAAUAUCGGACACCGCGGUUCUCUCCGGGCCUCACAGCCACCUUCAGCGGCGGCCUUCCGGUGGUGGUGAGAGAAAGGAGAACUGUGGAUAUUUCAUCGUGAUAUUAAUUGAUCGAUACAUGUAACAUGACCCGGUUCAAACCGGUUCAUACAUAUUGGUCGUACUUUUUUUUUUCUUUGGGUGCAUAUUAUUUUUCGGCCAUAUAUGUGGAAUAUUAUACUCCAUUAAGCCAAGUUGCUCGAAGAGGCACUGGUUUAUGAGGAAAGUGACACAUGACAUGGCCUAACAUAUGUGUGUGACCUAAAUUUUAUUAGCAUCACACACAUAAAUAUGCUGUAAUUAUAAUCAUAUGUUACCAGAAUAUAUUGUCUGGUAGGUGUCGGUUAUGAGAUUUUUAUCUGGUGUGUAGUGGUGUAGAAAAUUAUGAUCGCCACGUGGCUCUUUUUUCAAGGGCGGGAGAUAUAUGACGAUGGAGAUGGAAGUAUAGCUAGCUAGUACUACUCUCUUGGCUCUUGUUUUGAUGACACUUCAAAAUCUUUCAAUAUUCGGUACGUACGUACGUACGAUCAUGAUUCGAACAAUUGUGAAAGUUGGCCAAAGGAAUUGAUGAUUAAUUGGUACGUAUAAUAUGUAUGUCUUGUACUUCAAAAAUUUCAUAGUGAUUCUUGUAUUAAUGCAAAAGGUUUCUUCUGGCCUAGCUGCCUAGCUAUGUAUACUUAUUAUAUAAUAGCUAGCUAGCUUAUUAAUUGCUUUUUCAUUCUUGGGUUUAGUAUUAUUUUCCAGAGCCUAAAUUUUAUAAGUGAUCAGCCAGAGAGUUUCUUAAAUUUGUAUGUAUUAUAAUUUGGAAACCCUAGCUAUGCAUGAUGUAAUAAUGGAUUGCUUUGAAUGAAUUUUUGAAAGGUUUCAUUUUUUUUUA
Messenger RNA from Humulus lupulus (European hop), 2801 nucleotides. Its product is annotated as cytochrome P450 94C1-like. The coding region runs from base 484 to 1986 and encodes 500 amino acids. The record is from RefSeq and is a predicted model, not a curated record. The transcript has a single exon. Lineage: Eukaryota; Viridiplantae; Streptophyta; Magnoliopsida; Rosales; Cannabaceae. Gene Ontology annotation, molecular function: oxidoreductase activity, acting on paired donors, with incorporation or reduction of molecular oxygen; monooxygenase activity; heme binding.